Tripterygium wilfordii is the source of this 2140-nucleotide messenger RNA. Its product is annotated as anaphase-promoting complex subunit 8. Gene Ontology annotation, molecular function: protein binding. Gene Ontology annotation, cellular component: anaphase-promoting complex. Gene Ontology annotation, biological process: cell division. Bases 104 to 1834 code for a protein of 576 amino acids. NCBI's taxonomy places the organism in Eukaryota, Viridiplantae, Streptophyta, Magnoliopsida, Celastrales, Celastraceae. The transcript has 4 exons. The record is from RefSeq and is a predicted model, not a curated record.
UCAAUCUUCCUGUCCGUCGUUCCUUCUUUUUCAAAUAAGAGGAGGGCGCGGACAAUCACUCGCCGGUGGAGCGGCAGUAGAUGUGCACUCGAAGAUUCUGACCAUGAAUUCGAAAGAAACUUGCAGGACCGAGCUUCGGACUGCGAUUCGACAACUCAGUGACCGUUGCCUUUACUCUGCCUCCAAAUGGGCAGCGGAGCAGCUGGUGGGGAUCGAGCUAGACCCAGCAAAGUACACACCUUCUAAUACUAGAUUCCAGCGUGGGAGCUCCAGCAUACAGCGGAGGUACCGCACCAAUGAGAUUACUUCCACACCAACUGCUGGUGUCUCGUACGUGUCCACUCCAGUUAUGGAGGAGGAUGAGGUUGUGGAUGGUGACUUUUAUCUAUUGGCAAAGUCCUACUUUGAUUGUCGAGAGUAUAGAAGGGCAGCUCAUGUUCUACGUGAUCAAACUGGAAGGAAGUCCGUGUUUUUGCGGUGUUAUGCUCUCUAUCUGGCUGGAGAAAAGAGGAAAGAAGAAGAGAUGAUAGAACUUGAGGGGCCUCUUGGUAAGAGCGAUGCUGUGAACCGUGAACUGGUUUCUCUGGAGAGGGAGUUUUCAACUCUCCGUAAGAAUGGCAUGAUUGAUCCAUUUGGAUUGUAUUUGUAUGGUCUUGUGCUCAAAGAAAAAGGCAGUGAGCAUCUCGCUCGUACAGUUCUUGUGGAGUCUGUGAAUAGCUACCCUUGGAACUGGAAUGCCUGGUCUGAGCUGCAGUCAUUGUGCACUACAAUUGACAUAUUGAACAGCCUCAGUCUCUGCGAUCAUUGGAUGAAGGACUUCUUCCUGGCUAGUGCUUACCAAGAACUCAGGAUGCACAACGACUCUUUGUUGAAAUUUAAAUACCUGCAAGGCACUUUCAGUUUUAGUAAUUAUAUCCAAGCUCAAAUUGCAAAAGCCCAGUACAGUUUGAGGGAAUUUGAACAAGUUGAAGUGAUAUUUGAAGAGCUUUUAAGAAAUGACCCCUAUCGCGUUGAAGACAUGGAUAUGUAUUCUAAUGUGUUAUAUGCAAAGGAGUGUUUCUCCGCCCUAAGUUAUCUUGCCCAUAGAGUUUUUAUGACUGAUAAGUACAGACCUGAAUCUUGCUGCAUUAUUGGGAAUUAUUACAGUUUGAAAGGGCAGCAUGAGAAGUCGGUUAUGUAUUUCAGGAGGGCACUCAAAUUGAACAAAAAUUAUUUAUCUGCUUGGACACUAAUGGGUCAUGAGUAUGUCGAGAUGAAAAACACUCCCGCAGCAGUUGAUGCAUAUCGACGGGCUGUCGAUAUAAAUCCAUGUGAUUACAGAGCUUGGUAUGGCUUAGGACAAGCAUAUGAGAUGAUGGGAAUGCCCUUCUAUGCGCUUCAUUACUUUCGAAAAUCUGUAUUCUUGCAGCCAAAUGAUUCACGGUUGUGGAUUGCUAUGGCUCAAUGCUAUCAAACUGAACAGCUCCACAUGCUUGAGGAGGCAAUCAAGUGUUAUGGAAGGGCAGCAAAGUGUAAUGACAGGGAAGCGAUUGCCUUGCACCAGCUUGCAAAGCUUCAUAAUGAGCUUGGGCGUGUUCAAGAAGCAGCAUUUUACUACAAGAAGGAUUUAGAGAGGAUGGAAUUUGAAGAAAGGGAAGGACCGAAUUUGGUAGAAGCUUUACUUUUUCUUGCAACAUAUUGCAAAGACCAGAAGAGAUUUGAAGAAGCAGAGGUGUAUUGCACCCGCCUGCUGGAUUACACUGGCCCGGAGAAGGAAACAGCAAAAAGUUUACUUCGAGGAAUGAGGAUGUCACAAUCUAUUCCAUCGAUGGAUGUUGAGCAUUUCCCUCCCUAAAUUCUCCAUAGAAGCAGAGGUUAUUGUACUGCUUCUUUCAGUUUUGGGGUUAUGAAAAAUCAACAUCAUCUGAUUAUGUCAAUGGAAGUAGGAACUUGAAUUAUGAUGGCUUUCAAAGCUGGGAAUUCAGUGCUGCAAAAUAGUCUAUUUCUGAUCAACUUCUUCCUAGUCACCUUUUACAAGUGAGUUUCUAGUUAUCGUUGAGAUUAUUGUGAGUUUACACUGCAAUAACAAUUGACAGUUAUCUCCUGAAGUCUUCAUAUGAUAAAAGGGAGAAAUCAUUGAAAAAAUGCUUUUCGUAGACAA